UCAGCAUUACAGCAUCACUAUUAGCCCAACAUCCAUCGUCUCCAAACAAAGUUCAGUUUUAAUUUGUGGAUCAUCCAUGGCUAUGGAAAAUGUUAGACGUAGAGGUAUUGGAGGGAGAGCACCCUCGCGGGACCAUAUUGUUGAAGAAUUUGUACCUUAUUCAGGGUGGACAGAGGAGUUAAAUGGUCGUUAUCUUCUCAUCGAUCUGCCUUGUUUCAAAAAGGAAGAUAUUAAGCUUAGUAUUGAUGGAUCAGGCAAUAUGACGGCCACGGGACAAAGGCAAGUAAAUGAGGACAAAAUGGUUUAUUUUGACCAAUCCUUUAAAUUGCCAGAAAAUUCAUAUGUUGAUAAGAUAUCCGGAAGAUUUGAAGGUGAGAUUUUUUAUGUAACUGUCCCAUAGCAAGCAGUAGAAGAAAAGAGAGAACAUGAGACUGUGAAAGAAAAUGUCAGUGAUAGAGCAAAACAAAUAGAACAUGAAAGAAAGGGAAAAAAUGG
This is a messenger RNA of Quercus robur (English oak), 495 nucleotides long. Its product is annotated as inactive protein RESTRICTED TEV MOVEMENT 2-like. NCBI's taxonomy places the organism in Eukaryota, Viridiplantae, Streptophyta, Magnoliopsida, Fagales, Fagaceae. The transcript has 2 exons. The coding region runs from base 77 to 400 and encodes 107 amino acids. The record is from RefSeq and is a predicted model, not a curated record.